AUGCAUCAGUCUCAAAACCCAUUGCAAUGGUCAGCUCAGUUUGGUCCAUCUCUAACAAAUAGUUUUGCUUCACGAUCACACCAGAAUUUCGAUACUCGUACACAGAAUUUAGAGGGCCCAUCUCGUUUACGAACUCCUUUUCCGCCAGAUCCUGGCUAUGGAGAUGAUCCUCUAUCACGGAGAUGCGUUACUAGUAGUAACCCACGUGUUCGUGGUUCACAUGCGAAAGCAAUUUAUAAGCGAGCAAUCGCUAAUACUGGCGCUCCAUUUCGCCUUGACAUUCGAUGCUCAAGCAGUUUGGAUACAAAUAGUAAAACAGGAAAACCACCGAGAAAUCAUACGAAUGAAAAUUUAAAACGGAUUCGACGUAUUAUGCAAGAAACACAGAAACGCAAAUCGACUGAAGAAGACGCCAAGAAAACAGCUAUGAAACCACUUUGGCGUUCGAAAGAAUACGAUAAUGUAGAAUCGAAAGUUAAACAAAAACUUAAAGUAGAUUCUCAACGAUCAGCGUCUCGGCCACAAUCAGUUCAAGGUAAUUUUCUUCGUGCACAUGGACGUACUGGACCAGAAAAUCUACGAUCUCAAUCAGCUUGUGAUGUCCGUCGAGCUUCUGUUGGCUCAUCGGUUAACCUGGAAGCCACACAAGCCGCCGAUAAUAAAUCAAAACCUGAUUAUGUAAAAAUAAAUUUACAAAAUGUUAAAACUAUUCCAAAAGUACGUAAAUCAGUAUCAACAGAAGCGACUCAAAAUGCGCGAGAAAAAACUGAAAAAAAAUUGAAAGCUUAUCAAGAAAAAAAUAAUGGACGUGUACCAGAUUAUAUUGAAAAAAUCAAAGAAAAACGAGAUCAAGAUCGUCAGAAAGUACGUGCUAGUGCACCUGACCCUGAAUGUCCUCCUGGCCAUGUUAAAGUUGAUAAAGAGGAGCAUAAAUCUACUUUAACAAAACUUCAAGCGAAUCGAAUUGAACUUGAAAAUAAACUCGGUCAUCUACCAAUUCGUAAUGAUUCUCUAAGACUUCGACGAGCCAAAGAAGACAUCGAAAAGCAGCUUGUAGCAUUGGAUGAAGCAAUUGAAAUCUUUUCAAAGCCCAAAGUAUUUAUUAAAAUUGACGAAUAA
Molecule: messenger RNA, 1119 nt
Organism: Rotaria socialis
Lineage: Eukaryota; Metazoa; Rotifera; Eurotatoria; Philodinida; Philodinidae
Source: the annotation of a GenBank genome assembly